GCCGUGCCGGCAGCCCCGCCACCCGGAAGGCUGGUGCCUGCCCGUCCCGUGACCGCGAGCCCGCCAGAGCCACCGCCCGCCUCCAGCAGGGGCCGGCGGGGGGGAGCCGCCAUGGCGGGGGACGCCCCCAGCAGCCUCCCGGUGCAGUUGGUGGAGCAGCCCAGAUUGCUGAAGCUGAAGGAGAGUUUUAUAGCAAAAUUUGGAUCAGCUCCCAAGUUUUAUGUUCGUGCACCAGGGCGAGUCAACUUAAUAGGAGAACAUAUAGACUACUGUGGUUAUGCUGUGCUCCCCAUGGCUAUAGAACAAGAUAUACUGAUUGCAGUAGAACCUGUAAAUAAUGAUGUUGUGCAACUGGCCAAUACAAACUCUUUGUACUUGGAUUUCAGUACUAGUGUUAAUGACAUUCAGAUUAACAAAACCAAACUUCAGUGGCAUAACUACUUCCUAUGUGGACUGAAGGGUAUUCAGGAACAUUUUGGUCUUAAUAACCCAACUGGAAUGAAUUGUCUGCUAGAUGGAACCAUCCCUCCAAGUUCUGGUCUUUCUAGCUCCAGUGCUUUGGUGUGCUGUGCAGGACUCGUGACACUAAGAGCUAAUGGAAAAACCCUCUCUAAGGUGGAACUUGCAGAAAUUUGCACGAAGAGUGAACGUUACAUUGGCACAGAAGGUGGAGGAAUGGACCAGUCAAUCUCUUUUCUGGCAGAAGAAGGAACUGCCAAGUUGAUAGAGUUCAGUCCUCUGAGGGCAACUGAUGUUAGACUUCCAAGUGGAGCAGCGUUUGUUAUUGCUAACAGUUGUGUUGAAAUGAAUAAAGCAGCAACUUCUCAUUACAAUAUUAGGGUAAUGGAGUGUCGUCUGGCUACGAAGCUUCUCUCGAAGUCAAAAGGCCUGGACUGGAAAAAAAUGUUGAGACUCCAAGAUGUGCAAGCCAAGCUAGGAGUUAGCCUAGAGGAAAUGCUGACCAUUGUCGAGGAGGUAUUACAUCCUGAGCCUUACAGCACAGAGGAAAUUUGUAAAUGCCUGGGAAUUAGCCUGGAGGACCUCCGCUCUCAGAUCCUUAGUCAAAACACGCAAGAUGUUUCCACCUUCAAGUUACACCAGCGUGCAAAGCACGUGUAUAGUGAAGCUGCCAGAGUGCUGGAAUUUAAGAAGAUAUGCAAUGAAGCACCUGCCAAUGCAAUCCAGCUGCUGGGAGAAUUAAUGAACCAGAGCUAUAUCAGCUGCAGGGAAAUGUAUGAAUGCAGCUGUCCUGAACUGGAUCGGCUGGUAGACAUCUGCCUGCAAUUUGGGGCCGUUGGGUCACGUCUGACUGGAGCUGGAUGGGGUGGCUGCACUGUGUCAAUGGUGCCUACUGACAAGCUGAAUACUUUCCUAAAAAAUGUUAAAAAAGCUUAUUACCAAAAUGAUGUCCAAAAGUUAGCAUUGAAGAAUAAUAGUCUGUUUGCUACCAAACCUGGAAGAGGAGCUUUGGUUUUUGUUGAGGCCUAAAGAACAUAAAUUUUUUUUAAAAAAACUAUGUAGGGCAUUUAGAACUGGCAGGACUUCCAAUGCCACAGUAAAUGAAAGCCUUCUCUGUUUUUUAUUAUAGUGAGCAGUUGCUAUUAUCAAAAUACAUUUCUGAAGAAGUGAUUAAAAGAACACUAAGAUCUAUUUUUUCCAAAUACUAAAAAUAGAUUUCAGUGUAAACAUCGAUUUACAAAAACCUAUUGACACAGAAAACUGAAAUUGAAAUAAAGAUGAUGGUUCGUUAUAGAGAUCUCUUUUCUUUUCCUUUUUCUGUCAUAAAAGUAAGACCAGGUGGAGCAGUGAACCAUUUUAUUGUAGGGUAGGAACCUUGCAGUGUUUGCAGAGUUUUCAGUGCUUACUCACUUCAGCUGCUGGAUGUUGUUUUGUUUAUAGAAUCCUGUAAAGAUGAAAGAUCAAACUAAGGAAUUAAACAAACAAAACAAUGGAAGGACCUUGCUAAACAUUACAAGUUUCAUGCUAGUCUCAAAUAUGAUUAUUUCUGUUGCGAUUAAUGAUAAUAUUGGAGGAGCACCUGCAGGCCAAGUAAAACAUCAGGAGCACACUAUGUUAAGCAGGAAAACGUUCCUCCUAGCUAUAUUCUUCUGGAGCGUGGUGCAAGGGUGACUUAAUAUGAAAGUUUUAGUGAAAAUCAAUGCUAUCUGUGAGCUGUACGAUACAACAUACUCCCCUUACUAAAUAAAUGAACAAAUAGUGAAACAAAGUUUGGGUCUGAGUUGUCCAAAUACUGUAUUUUAAUUGUUAAAUCCUAGCCGUGCAUCUCUAUAUGGUGGAUGAAUUUGCAUUUUCAUGCAAGACUGUUACAAAGGAUUAGAUGUAACUCGUUCACCAUGGUAAAAAAAAAAAUCUAUAAGGAAUAACUAAGGAGAGAAUUCACUCAAUUGUGCUAAGUAAAAGUUAAGUAGGUAUGACCAAGAGUUAGUAUCAUUAACUUCUUUCUGACAAACUGCACUCUCUCCCCUACUUCAUGCAGUGCCUAAGGAAGUUCCUAGCAGUCUCAAGAUUGUAACUGCAAUGCAUUGAACUGUAACAUCCACGAUUCAUAGCCCAUCUCCUCAGUAGGAGAAAAGAUUAUGAUUACCCAAAGAGAUGACUGUACAUUAAGAUACCCCAAUAAUAUUCUAGCCGUGCUUCUAAGUACAAGAUUAAUUUCCUGUGCCCACACUAAUUUGCGCUUCUCUGCCAUCUACAAUGAGAACUCAGGAGAAGUUUUGCUCAUGUCAUAACCCUUUUGGCCAUAAAAGAUAUAACAAGAUUUGUCCCUCUGCACAUUUUUAUGAUGCACAUGUGGAUGUCCAGAAGUCUGCAUCAAAUUAGAGAUCUCUCAGAAGAGAUCCUCUGGACAUUACCCAUGCUAAUUCAGGCCAAAUAGGAAUUCUUAGAGGCUACUAAUUCUGUGAGAUGACUCUGCCAAAUUUGAACACAGCCAGUGUAGACUGCCAGGUCUUUUCAGGAACGUCAGAGGGGACAUAUAAUGGUAAUAUUAUUGCUAGAGAACAUUUUUUUGUAUUUUGACAACCAAGAAAAAUUGAACAGAGAAUGCUGUAGAUCAAGCAAAUCAAGUAGUCAAGAGGAAAAGGACAGGGUCUGGACACAAAGGGGAGAAAUGAAGAGACAGGAUUUGGAGGGAAGACAGUUAAAAGAUGCAUUUGACAAGAGGCAAGCAAGGGAUAAGGGAAACAGUAAAGAAUGGGAUCUAGAACUACAGAAAGGUUUAAGCUCAAAACAUUCACUAAUACUAUUGAUGGAAAUGUAGUAUCUUGUAGCCUGUUUGUAAUGUACAGCAGAUGUGCUGUACAUGCAACCAAAUCUGUAAACAGGACUCCAAAAAUUAAAUAACAAUAGCUAAAUAUCUUCAAGAAUUUUCAAAUUAACCCCAGAGAUUUUAAAGAAAAAUAAUGCCAUGGCUUUAUUAUCACUGGUCUUAAUAAAUACAGUCCUUAGUUUGAGUGAGUCUCUCCUUAUAAUCCUGUCAUAAAAGCAGCAUACUCCUUCAUAUAUUUGAGUUGAACUUUAGUUCAGCUGUAUUCGUGGAAGCUCUAACCAGUCUAUGAGAAGAAUAAAGAUACUUUAGAUUCAUUUUUUCAAGUUGAACAUAUCACACAGUCAUGGAACCUUCCCAAAAACAUGCAUGCAAGCUUUUGGGCUGCAGCACUUUUCAAUGAAUCUUAUAAAUGAUAUUCUCAUAAACAAACUAGCACAAUAAUAAAAGAAUAAAAACAAACGUUCUAAACUUCUGAUUAAUUUAUUUCCUUUCCUUUUUUAUUGCUUCAAUUUUUUGCCAUACUUUUGCUGUAAUCUGCAAAUAAAGUUGUGACAUAACUAAUUGAAAGAUUUAUGGUAUUCAGAGUAUAUAAAUUAAAGUGUUUGUUUUUUUUUUUUUUAACUACCAGUAGGAGGUAAUUGUUUCUUUUUAAAUAAAUUUAAAAAAGAAUGAA
This is a messenger RNA of Cygnus atratus (black swan), 3962 nucleotides long. It is a transcript of the gene GALK2, whose product is annotated as galactokinase 2. NCBI's taxonomy places the organism in Eukaryota, Metazoa, Chordata, Aves, Anseriformes, Anatidae. Bases 112 to 1488 code for a protein of 458 amino acids. The record is from RefSeq and is a predicted model, not a curated record. Gene Ontology annotation, molecular function: ATP binding; galactokinase activity. Gene Ontology annotation, biological process: galactose metabolic process; carbohydrate phosphorylation. Gene Ontology annotation, cellular component: cytosol; cytoplasm. The transcript is spliced from 10 exons.